AUGGAGAACGUCACUUUGACGACGCAUGUCGGUGGUGGUGCCCUCAACACGAGGAUCAACUUUGAGCUGAACGCCAUGGAGAAUAUCCUGGCUGUUGUGGGCGACGAUGGGCAGUUCACUGGCGCGGAGCCAUUAGCGCCAGUCAAUACGAAGGCAUUCCAGUCGCUUACAUAG
Anthostomella pinea is the source of this 174-nucleotide messenger RNA. The record is from the annotation of a GenBank genome assembly. Lineage: Eukaryota; Fungi; Ascomycota; Sordariomycetes; Xylariales; Xylariaceae.